AAACCUUAUCGUCGGAAGUUACGACGUACGUUCUCAGCUUUAAUGGUUUGCCAGCAAGCUUUUCCGGCAACGUGGAACCCACGCGGUCGGGCGUUCUUUCUUCUUCUGCUUCAGUACUGCUCCGCGGUAUUAACUCUGGUAUCUGCUCAGGAACCUAGCGCUCGCUGGCCUACGCUUUCCGGUAAACCGCCUCUAGUGAUUGCACGAGGAGGGUUUUCAGGGCUGUUUCCAGAUUCUAGUUCAGUUGCCUAUGAUCUGGCGCGGGCAGUUAGUCUACCUAAUGUCCACUUAUGGUGUGACGUGCAAUUAACAAAGGAUGGAGCUGGGAUUUGUGCGCCGAGUGUCAAGUUGGAGAAUGCUACUGACAUUGCUACUAUUUACAAAAGCAGAAGUACGGUUUACCAAGUUAAUAAGGUCCCUACCCGAGGAUGGUUUUCUCUGGAUUUCACCUUCGAAGAGCUAGCAAAUAAUGUCUCCCUAAAUCAAGGAGUCUAUUCUCGAACUAACCGGUUUGAUAGCCAUGGCUUCGCAAUUAUCACCGUUGAUCAUUUGGCUAAAACAAUAAAACCACCAGGCUUAUGGUUGAACGUUCAGUACGAUGCAUUCUUCACGCAACACAAUUUGAGUAUGACAAGAUUUGUGCUUUCUGUUUCGAGAAGAGUGAAAGUUGAUUACAUUUCAUCACCAGAGGUGGCUUUCCUAACACGUAUUGCGUCUGGAUUUCAACCUACAACGACGAAACUGGUCUUCCGGUUUCUAGGACGAGAUGAGAUUGAGCCUUCAACGAGCCAGACAUAUGGCUCUCUGUUGAAGAAUCUUACUUUUGCCAAGACAUUUGCCUCCGGAAUCCUUGUUCCCAAGGACUACAUAUGGCCUGUAGAUGCAACUCUUUAUCUACAACCUCGUACCUCUGUUGUCGCGGAUGCUCAUAAAGCAGGGCUUGAAGUUUUCGCCUCGGAUUUUGUAAAUGACGUUCCCCUUAGCUACAAUUACAGUCAUGAUCCCAUAUCUGAGUACUUGUCUUUCGUUAACAAUGCUGACUUCUCUGUUGAUGGAGUGCUGAGCGAUUUCCCAAUUACUCCAUCGGAAGCUAUAGGUUGCUUUGCUCAUCUCGGCAGACAAGCUUCAUCACAAGCGAAACCAUUGAUUAUCUCUAAAUAUGGAGCAAGUGGAGAUUACCCAGGUUGCACAGACUUGGCAUAUGAGAAAGCUAUUGCAGAUGGCGCAGAAGUAAUUGACUGCCCAGUUCAACUGGCCAAGGAUGGGACACCAUUUUGCCUGAGCUCAGAAAAUUUGACAGAAAGCGCAAUAGUUGAUCCAAAGGCUGUGGCUGGAAUAUUUUCCUUUAACCUGGCAUGGAAUCAGAUUCAAACCUUGAAACCGGCAAUAGCAAACCCCUCCGCCAAGUAUAAAAUGUUCCGGAACCCGAAGUCCCAAAAUGCUGGAAAGUUUGUAACAUUGUCCGAUUUCUUGGCCUUGUCAAAGAACGCGAAAUCUCUUACUGGUGUCCUGAUCAACAUAGAGAAUGCACAGGGAGUGAGUGUAGCCGAUGCAGUCAACGAAGCCUUGAUCAAAGCUGGUUUUGAUACACAGACAUCCUUAAAAGUUAUGAUCCAGUCCAGUAAUAGCUCAGUUCUAAUGAAGUUCAAGGGCAAAAGCAAUAAAUACGAGCUUGUAUACAAGGCUGAUGGGAAUAUUGUUGAUGGCCCCGACGCUGACUCAACCAUUAAGAACAUAAAGACAUUUGCCGAUUCUGUGGUUGUCAGCAAGGACUUCAUCUUCCCUGAACUUGAAGCAUUUAUCACUAAUACUACCGACAUUGUGCCCAAGCUUCAAGCAGAGAAGCUCUCUGUUUAUGUAGAGACAUUCAGCAAUGAGUUUGUGACUCAAUCAUGGGACUUCCUCUCAGAUGCAACUGUGGAGAUCAACACAUUUGUCCAGGUGGCAAAAGUUGAUGGUAUCAUCACCGAUUUCCCUAAUACAGCUGCCAGAUACAAGAGAAAUCUGUGCUUAGGUGUGGGGAAAAAGACACCUUCAUACAUGGAGCCUGUUAAGCCUGGAAGUUUGUAUGAAUUCGGUGGUCAUCCCUGAAUUAAGGUGAUGAAGUGUGUUAUAAUAAAGGGUACGUAGCAUGCAAUUGGUGAUCGGUGACCAGGUAAUCUUCUCGAUCAUGCAACGACACCGGCCAGCUAGCUAGCUAAUUAGUACUAUAUAUAUAUAUAAUAUAUGUACAUAUAUAAGAGUGUGCUGUUUGCCCCA
Juglans microcarpa x Juglans regia is the source of this 2259-nucleotide messenger RNA. RefSeq names its product glycerophosphodiester phosphodiesterase GDPDL3-like. NCBI's taxonomy places the organism in Eukaryota, Viridiplantae, Streptophyta, Magnoliopsida, Fagales, Juglandaceae. Gene Ontology annotation, biological process: lipid metabolic process. The transcript is spliced from 9 exons. Gene Ontology annotation, molecular function: glycerophosphodiester phosphodiesterase activity. The coding region runs from base 43 to 2091 and encodes 682 amino acids. The record is from RefSeq and is a predicted model, not a curated record.